CACUCCAUCAUUUAACUUGAAAUUUCUUUCUAGUGCUUAUCUUCUAUUCUCCAUCAUGGAGAUUCAAAACUGCCUUGCCAAAGUCCAAGAACUGGCCACUGCCGACGCAUCCCCAAAUGCCUCCCCAGACACACACCGCAACCUGCUACAGGCCAUCCGGGCGCUGCAGCUCGCCGCCGAGACGCCUAAUGAGACGACCUCCAGAUUGGAUUUUCAGAUUGUGCAUAAUAUCGCCAUCCGAGUGGCCGUCGAGAAACGGUUCCUGCAUGAGAUCGUCGCCGAGGGGCCGGUCUCCGCGUCGAGACUGGCCGAGAAGACAGACAGCGACGAACUAUUCGUGGCUCGCAUUCUUCGCAUGCUCUGCGCCAUCGGGUUCUGCGAUGAGGUCGAGGGGGGAUACGCGCCUAACCAGGUCACUCGGUUCAAAACCCUGCCUGGUUCGAUUGCUGCAGAGAAACAUCACUUUGAUAUUGAUUUUCCAAUUGGCGGCCAACUGGUCAAGUACAUGCGCGGGUCGGGAAUCGACCAGUUUGGCGAAUCUGGUCCGACUAUAUUCAAAUACGCGCACGGCACACACUCGAUCUUCGGCCUCAUCGAACGCGACACAGAGCACAAGGAGGCGUUUGAUACGUACAUGACUGCCAGGCGGUUGGUCGAUGCGCCGCAGUGGUUCGACAUCUUUCCUGCAGAAGAGAAGCUGGCAAGCGUACCAAAAGAGGGACAGGAAGUGCUUCUUGUGGAUAUCGGCGGAGGAGCAGGCCAUGAACUGGCCAAAUUCCACGCUCGCUUCCCCCAUCUUUCUGGCCGGUUGAUUCUGCAGGAUCUGCCGCUGACUCUGGAUCGAUUCGGUCCGCUUCCUGGCAUUGAGAAGAUGGAACAUGAUUUCUUCCUUCCGCAGCCAAUAAAAGGGGCACGAGUCUAUUAUCUCCGAAGUGUUCUGCACGACUGGUCUGACAAGAAGAGCGAGGAGAUCCUCUCUCACAUAGUCAACGCAAUGACCCAGGAUUCCCUCCUCAUCAUCGACGAUUUCGUUCUACCGGAUUCCGGCGCUGAUCUGAGAGGCGUCGAGAUGGAUAUCCUCAUGUGGCUGCACACGGCGGGACUGGAACGCACAGCCUCGCAGUGGAGGGCUCUCUUGACUCGCGCCGGACUGGACGUUGUUCACAUCUGGGAUGCGAAGAGGGGGGUGGAGUCUGUUCUCGAGUGUCGGUUGAGAGCUAUAUAAGUCUAGGUAUCUAGUAGAUUGACAUGGUUAUAUCGAAAUAUCACUCUAUUUGUAGAGAGAGAAAAGACAUAUUUUUAUGCAAAGUAUGCAUAAACACACUAACCAUUCCUGGUUAGUCUAUUAGAUAUCUUCCAUUGAG
Messenger RNA from Penicilliopsis zonata CBS 506.65, 1364 nucleotides. RefSeq lists its product as hypothetical. Bases 56 to 1225 code for a protein of 389 amino acids. The record is from RefSeq and is a predicted model, not a curated record. The transcript has 6 exons. Gene Ontology annotation, molecular function: O-methyltransferase activity. NCBI's taxonomy places the organism in Eukaryota, Fungi, Ascomycota, Eurotiomycetes, Eurotiales, Aspergillaceae.